CUUAUUUUGGGUUCUGCUCAUUCUGCUCGCUUCCUCCUCUCCUCGCAACGCAACACUUUGAUGCUAUGCUGCUUCAAUCUCCACCCCCUUAACAAAGAUACAAUCUUUUCAUAAUCAUCGUCACAACCCAUUUCAUGAUCUGGGGGGCUUCGUCUGGGGAGAGAGAAAAAAUUGAAUUUUGAUACAUUCCCAGGGUUUAAAAUGUUGCUUCUUUGAAGGGGGUUUCAUGGGUUGAACUCGGAGAAUCAUGGGUAGCUUCAGCGAGGACGAGGAAUGUCGGUUUUUCGAUGCACAAGAGGAUGUUGUUGUGUCCAUUGCGGACGAAGGGGUGUCCAAGGGUUUUGAUUAUGAAUUGUGGGUUCGGAGUCCAAUGAGUGUGAGAGAGCGCAGGAACACGUUUAGGAAGAGGAUGGGACUGGGUGUGGACUUGGUUGCCCUUGCAAAUGAAAAUUGUAGUGUUGAGUGUGAAGAGGUGAUGGAUAGAGUCAAAGUUGUAGAGGAGGAAUUCUGUUCAACCCGGUCAUCAAUGUAUAGUUGUCACAGUGAGAGAUUUUCAGAGGGGUUUGGUUUAGUGGAUAACUCGCCUUGUCAAGAUGGGAAUUUGGAGGGUAAUGUGGAUCAGGAGGGGCUGCAGUGUAGGGAGAUGAGUGAUGGAAGAGAUCUAGACUCAGAUCGCUUGGUGGAUGAGCAGAAAUCUAAGGAUUUGGAGAAUGUAUUUAGGCAAACGGAUGCUAAUGCUCCUUCCCGGAGGACGAGUAGGGAUUUAAAGGGCUGGUUGAGGAGAUUGCGGUCGAUAACAUGCAUGGUUGAUAGGGAAGAGGGAGGUGAUAAUGAGGGAGAAGGUCUUGGUGAAAUGUCAGGGUGUAGGCUUCGGAAAGUUAAGGUUCGCCAGUCCAAGAAGCACAUGAAGGAACUUUCAGCUCUUUACAUGAGGCAAGAUAUCCAAGCGCAUGAAGGUUCAAUUUUGACCAUGAAAUUUAGUCCUGACGGGCAGUAUCUUGCUAGUGGUGGUGAGGAUGGGGUUGUGCGCUUGUGGCAAGUGGUUGAGGAGGAUAGAUGUAAUGAAGUUGACAUUCCAGAAAUUGAUCCAUCUUGCAUUUACUUUACUGUGAAUAACCUCUCUGAAUUGACACCGCUGUUUAUGGAUAAAGAAAAAUUAAGCAAACUGAAGAGCCUGAAAAAAACAUCAGAUUCGGCUUGCAUUGUUUUUCCUCCCAAGAUCUUCCGGUUGGUGGAGAAACCAUUGCAAGAAUUUCGUGGGCAUAGGGGAGAGGUUUUGGAUCUCUCUUGGUCAAAUAAUAAUUAUCUUCUGUCAUCUUCAGUUGACAAAACUGUCCGUCUGUGGCACGUGAAUCAUGACCAUUGCUUGAAAGUCUUCUCACACAGUAAUUAUGUGACAUGCAUACAAUUCAAUCCCGUGGAUGAUGAUUAUUUCAUUAGUGGAUCUAUAGAUGGAAAAGUGCGCAUCUGGUCAAUUCCCGAUUGUCAUGUUGUUGAUUGGAUAGAUAUCAAAGAUAUAGUGACUGCAGUAUGCUAUCGGCCUGAUGGGGAGGGAGGGAUUAUUGGCUCCUUGGCAGGCAAUUGUCGGUUUUAUAAUGUAUCAGAGAAUCGCUUGCAAGUAGAUUCCCAACUAUGCUUAAUUGGUAAGAAGAAAGUUCCUGGCAGAGGGAUUACUGGGUUUCAGUUUCAUCCACAAGAUUCUAAGAAAGUUAUGGUCUCCUGUGCUGAUUCACAAGUCAGAAUCCUUGAUGGGCCUAUUGUAAUUGGCAAGUACAAAAGCCUUGGCACUGGGAGCCCAAUGUGUGCAUCAUUUACUUCUGAUGGGAAACAUAUUAUAUCAGCAUGUGAGGAUUCUAACGUAUACCUAUGGAAUGUCAGUCAAGAGGAGUCCAAUCCCAUAAAAACUAAGAAGAUUAUGUCUUGUGAGCGGUUUUUCUCAAAUGCAUCUGUUGCAGUACCUUGGCAAGGCUUGAAAUCUCAAAAUAUUGAAAACGAACGUCAAUUGGAUGUCUUGAAUAAAGGCUCAUCACAAGUUAUGCAUAUCAAUCCACCUGCUUCAUUCUCUCUGAGCCAAGAAUUUUUCUUGGAGUCUUUUCCCAAAGGAUCUGCAACUUGGCCUGAGGAGAACCUUCCUGUUUCAAGCUCCAAGCCUAAAACAUCAAUGAUUCAAAAAUCCGAUUACAAAUUCUUGAAAUCUUCUUGCAAGAGUACCGCCACUGGUCACGCGUGGGGUAUGGUCAUUGUCACUGCUGGUUGGGAUGGUAGAAUAAAAUCAUUCCAUAAUUAUGGGUUACCUAUACCCACUUGAAAUGAAGUGACUUUUCCUAGGUUGGAGAGUUGAGUCAAGAUUCAUUACUUUUCUUGGACAUAUUGUCCUUGGAAAAUUUUAUGCUGCCAAUAGUCACGGUGAUUCAAGAGUGAUGUUGAAUUUGGCAGCAUCGGUAACAAGGCAGGUUGAGGUAAAAACCUCGAGCAGGAUUUGCAGUUUCGAUGAGUUGUGAACCGGUGAAUUUUGGAGGGGUCCCCUCUCAGAUUUCAGGGGAUUUAUAUUACUCAUUGGUUCAUGACAAGUGGUGGCACUGUUGUGGUUCCAAUGUAACCCUGCUGGAAAUUAGCAAGUGGCCAAGUUUUAGCUUGUCUUUGCACCCAGUCGAAAUUGCCUUUUGCUACACAAGAAUCUGCUGGCCCCUAAAAGAGAUGCAAAGUCAUGUGUUAGAACUUGGGAGGGGUCCUAUGAGAUAUUAUUUUGAUAUGUUGUGGGGCUAUUAUUUUGCCAAGAUGAGAGGAGGAGAUUCAAGAGCUAGUGGCUCAAGUUCUCACUAUGAUCAAAAUGCUGGGCGUGUUGAUGUUCUUAUUAUUGGCAGGACUAACUAAAUGAAUCUCUUUGUCUGCCAAUCUUCCCGUCCAUCUCAUGGUAGGGCCUCUUGUGCCUGCUGUUAAUACUUGCAAGUGUGGUGAGGAUGUGUGUGCCGGUCAUUUCUGCUUCAGUAGCUGCUUUUAGCUGCAAUCAUACAAACAGUACCAACAACCAUGUUUAGUGGUUUCAAGUCUACUUGAUUGUCAGAGUCUUUGGCAACUGAUGCAGUGCUGACAACUAUUAUUACUAACAGACAUUCUGAAUAUGGUCUCAAUUUUAGGCUAACAUCACUUAUUUUAUAUUUUUUUUUAGUUACAAGUAUCUUAUCCUUUGAAAUUUGACGCAAUACUACCUCCAUUGUUGUUGGCAGAUAUGUAAAUUUGUAACUUGUGUAAGUAAAAUUUUGUUGUGGUCGGUGGAAAUACAGUUAAACAGGAGUUCUUUGUAUGAUGGCUCUUUGAUACCCCCUUUAUAGUGUGUUUGGAAGUGCGUUUAUACUUGUUAAGCAAUUGUAAAGCAAUGAUCUUCUGCAAACUACCA
Messenger RNA from Cajanus cajan (pigeon pea), 3397 nucleotides. RefSeq lists its product as uncharacterized. Gene Ontology annotation, molecular function: protein binding. The record is from RefSeq and is a predicted model, not a curated record. Lineage: Eukaryota; Viridiplantae; Streptophyta; Magnoliopsida; Fabales; Fabaceae.